Molecule: messenger RNA, 1332 nt
Organism: Paramecium pentaurelia
Lineage: Eukaryota; Ciliophora; Oligohymenophorea; Peniculida; Parameciidae
Source: the annotation of a GenBank genome assembly
AUGAUUAUUGCUGCAUAACCAAAUCGUUUAAAUGAGUAUGAAGAUUAAGCCAAAAAGAUCUUCUAUCAUGAUUAUUUUGAAAAUAGAAUUAAAACAUUUCCAAUCAUUUGUAGAUUUAAGAAAAGAGUUUAUCAAUCACAAUUUAUAAAUUAUACUACAUUAUUUCAUAAUCUAAAACAUCAUAUAGGAAUAGGAAAUUAAAUAAAAAUUAAUAAGAAUAAGAAUAAUAGAUUAUAAUAUUGUUGCAGUCUCUAAUAUAUUCAUACUUUGUAUCCUUAAUUACAUUUAGGAAUUCGAUUAAAUAGAAAAACUAAGAAUUCAAAUUUAGAUUUCUCUAUAUAUAAAUACAUUAAUGAUUUCUCAUCACUUACAUUUUGUUACAAUAUUGAUCCAAAAUAUUAAACUUAAUAAAAGUUUAUAUUUAAUUAUAAAGAAUCUGCUAUAAGUAUAAAAGAAGAUAAAUUGAAACUUAAAUUAUAGAUAGGUAAUGUGAUCUAACCUUAUGUUAAAACUGAUUUGAGAACCUUUUCGUAUAUAUUUUAUUUAAAUCAAGAAAAGUUAUAUUUGGUGUGAAAGCUAAGUUAAAGGAUUUUGAGCUAUUUGCAUACAAAGAGAUUUCAAAAAAGGAAGAAUAAAGUAGUCUAUCAUUGGGAGUGAUGCUUAAUAUAUUAGAUUGGAAAGUAGGUUUGAAGAUGAAUUUUAAAGAAAAUAAUAGUUAUUUUGCACUUUUGUAUCAAUUAAAACUCAUUAUCAAAUUAGUAUUUAGAAAUUUGGGCUAGCAAUUUAAUUUCCAUUUUAUAGUUUAAUAUACAAUGAUCUUUUAGAGAAAUAUACAAUAGCAGCAUUUGGAUUUAUGAUUGGAUGUUCCAUUCUAAAAUGUUUUUAAUAACCUAAAGUUUUACCAUUAAAUAAAUAAUAAAGAAUUGAAUAAUCAAGAAAUCAAUUAAAUUUAUUAGAACAUAAAACUAAAUAGAAUUUUAGAUAUGAAAAAGAAAAUAAUGGAUUAUUAAUUUUGUUUGCAUAUUAUGGUAAUGCAGAACAUAUUAAAUUAUUGAGUCAAUAAUAAAAUAAAUCAAAAUAUCACUUAUAAAAUGAUGUAUAAUAUUAUAACAAUUAUUUUAGUUAGAAAUUAUUGAUGUAACAUUAUCAUGUUAAUUUAAUGUGAAGAAUUCUAAGUUACAUUUACCAAAGUAUUCAAAAUCUGUUCUUUUUGGUUUCUGUGAUCCUUGUGAAAAUACAAAUACUCAUAAAUUAUUGUUAUUUGAAUACACAUACAAAUAACAAAAAUUUAAUUAAAUAUUUGAUGACUUGGAUGAGGUGAUCUUGCCUUGA